AUGAAGCACUUGCUGGAUCAUGGAUGGCAUCAAAAAUACAAUCCGCGAGGGAAAAACGUGCUGAGAGGAGCCGACGAAGACUACAAGACCAAACUGUUUGACUUUACUCGAGGAGUGGCACACAUGGCGACGGAGCGAGAAUGCAAGGAAAGGCGUGGAGAGGCAUGGAAAGUCAAGAGACCAGGUUCACGACCUACUAGCUGGGCACUUGGAGCCAUGGUUGAUGUUUCAACAUGCGGGGAACGGGACAAACGGAGGCUUGGAGCUCCCAGUGUGGGCACUGUUGGCUUCGCCAUCAGAAUGGUGAUUGGGGGUAGCAAUGCUCGGAGGUCUCGUCUGUUGGGCGGCAAUCGACAGAUCUGUAGCCAAGAUGGAAGAAUGCUCCAAAAAGUGCAAGGGAAUGCGAAGAGCUGCUGUGGACAUCAUUUCUGA
This is a messenger RNA of Seminavis robusta, 432 nucleotides long. The record is from the annotation of a GenBank genome assembly. NCBI's taxonomy places the organism in Eukaryota, Bacillariophyta, Bacillariophyceae, Naviculales, Naviculaceae.